GCUGCGGUCUUAAACAAGAGUCUGGUGUGUAGGUCAUAGGCGUAGGAACCAGGGGGGCAAGGGGGGCAGUUGCCCCCCUCAGCCAAAUAUUUUGCUUUUCGCCCCCCUUAGCCAGCACUGCUCUCUAAUUGAAAAAAUAUUGUGAGCAUGUGGCAAAAAUAACAAUGUAUCAGGCCAAGAUUACUUUUUCAAGUCUGUCUGACAGUAGUACUACCAGUGCUUCUUUGGAUCAAGCAGAGUCUGAAGCUUCGAGUACCCAAGCUGCUUGCAAUUGCCAGGGGUGUAAAGACAUUAACAUUCCUUUUCAACCUCAGCUAUCAGCUGUGAAGGAUGAGAGACCUAUUUUGACGAGAUGGUAUGAGCUCUACCCAUGGAUAACUGUGUGUUCAGAAAAUAGGAAAAUAUUUUGCUAUUUGUGCAGAGCUGCUAAGGCAAACAAUUUGCUGAGUGUGACUCCUACAAGGAAGUAUCAGCCAGCAUUCGUGGAAGAUGGUUUCAACAAUUUUAAGAAAGCCAUAGACAGGUUUCGUGCUCACGAAGAUAGUAACAUGCAUAAAGAAGUUGUGCUGAAGAGAUCUACAGGUGUGAGGGUAGACACUCUGCUGAGCACACAGCUUGCAACUGAUCAACUUUAUCAUAGAACAAUGCUUAUGAAACUACUCUCUACCAUUAAGUUCCUUGUAAGACAAGGAUUGCCUCUUCGUGGAAAACAUGACGGUGAUGAUCCUGAAGGAAAUCUAGCCCAACUUCUUCUACUUAGGGCUGAAGAAGAUAAAAAAAUGCUGAGAUGGCUUAAACAGCGUGAUUAUCUUUCGCCCGAGAUUGUGAAUGAAAUUAUUACCAAAAUGGGGCAGUUUGUACUUAGAGAUAUACUGUCACAUGUGAAAGAGAGUCGUUUUUAUUCAAUCUUAGCUGAUGAAGCCACUGACGUAUCCCACCAAGAGCAAAUGUGUCUCUCUGUUCGCUGGAUUGAUGAAGAUCUAAAUGUUCAUGAAGAUGGAUUAGGAUUGUUUCAAUUACCUGAUACUAAAGCCUGUACUGUUUUCUCUGCUAUCAAGGACAUUCUAAUUAGAUGUACCUUACCUUUGUGUUCAAUACGAGGUCAAGCAUACGACGGUGCUUCUACAAUGAGUGGGAUAAGAAAUGGUGUACAAGCCCUAAUGAAAUCUGAAGUUCCUGAGGCAUUGUAUGUUCAUUGCUUAGCUCAUAAUCUUAAUCUCGUCCUCAAAGAUGUUACAAACAAAUCUGAACUGGUCAGGAAUGUAAUGGAUUUCAUAUACAAUCUUGUACAGCUCAUACGCUUUUCUCCCAAGCGGCUAUCCUUGUUCGAUUCACUCCGUAAAGAUAUUGCUCUACAAGGAGAUGGGAGUACUCCAUCACUGAGAGUGCUUUGUCCCACACGCUGGACUGUUCGUCAUACUGCUAUAAAUUCUAUCUUGAGAAAUUAUCAGGUGUUGAUUGAUGCUUUGGAAAUUAUUCAGAAAGGCCAUGAUGAGUACGCAGCAAAAGCCAACGGUCUACUUGGGCGUAUGGAAUGCUUUGACACGUACUUUGCACUGAAACUUGCUUACUUGGUAUUUUCUGCUUCUGAGCAGUUGUCCAUUAACUUGCAAGCAGUGGACCUAACAAUUCAGGAAGCAACUACAGGUGCUAGUCUACUUGCAUCCCACCUAAAAGCUCUUCGGACUGAAUCUAAAUUUGAUCAGUUUUAUAGUUCAGUAUGUGAGGAAAGCAAGCAUUUCACUGAAGAGCCCAAAUUGCCUCGCCAAAGGAAAUUACCCAAGAGGUAUAAUACUGGAAGUACUGCACACCAAUACACAGACCCUAAGUCAAGGUUUAGACGUGCGUAUUAUGAAGUACUAGAACUUGCUGGAGGUGAGAUCGAUAGAAGAUUUGAUCAGAAAGAUAUGAAAAUUAUAAAAGAAAUUGAAAUACUCCUGCUGAAUGCUGCAAAUGGAAGACCAUAUGAUAUUGAGAUCCUUCCUCCCUCCGUAAAAAGUUUCCUUGAGAAGGACUUUGAUUUGAAACGUUUGUGUACACAUCUUGCACUAGUUGCUGAUAUGGUUAAGCAAGCUACUCCACAAGUAACAACUGUGACAAAUAUAAGGACUAUAGCUCAAGCGAUUAAUAGCAAUCAUAUUUACAAGAAAAUGCUGUCUGAAGUGUUUAUGCUACUCUCAUUGUACUUUACCUUCCCUGUAACAACAGCUUCAGCCGAAAGAUCGUUUUCAGCACUGCGAAGGCUCAAAACAUUCUUGAGGAGCACAAUGACUGAAUGUAGACUUAACAAUCUUUUUUUGCUUUAUGUACACAAACAUAGGACAGACAGGAUAGAUUUAUUAGCUAUAGCGAAGGAUUUUAUUUCUGUUAAUUCUAGAAGACAAAGAUAUUUUGGAGAAUUUUAAAUUG
This is a messenger RNA of Halichondria panicea, 2409 nucleotides long. Its product is annotated as zinc finger MYM-type protein 1-like. The transcript has 2 exons. Gene Ontology annotation, molecular function: protein dimerization activity. NCBI's taxonomy places the organism in Eukaryota, Metazoa, Porifera, Demospongiae, Suberitida, Halichondriidae. The record is from RefSeq and is a predicted model, not a curated record. The coding region runs from base 165 to 2405 and encodes 746 amino acids.